Hordeum vulgare subsp. vulgare (domesticated barley) is the source of this 1241-nucleotide messenger RNA. Its product is annotated as protein FD-like. Gene Ontology annotation, biological process: positive regulation of DNA-templated transcription. Bases 347 to 964 code for a protein of 205 amino acids. Gene Ontology annotation, molecular function: DNA-binding transcription factor activity. Gene Ontology annotation, cellular component: nucleus. The record is from RefSeq and is a predicted model, not a curated record. NCBI's taxonomy places the organism in Eukaryota, Viridiplantae, Streptophyta, Magnoliopsida, Poales, Poaceae. The transcript has 2 exons.
UCACGUGUAGCCGCGCCAGACGCCCAGACAUGAGAAACAGGCAACACGCCAUUGAAGCAUAGAUUACUAGCACAGUUGCACGCUGCACCCACCAUGCCACCACCAUGGAUGGACAUGGCGUUGCGUUUGUGGCUAUAAAUCAAGAGAAGAGAGCCACGGGGAGCACACCAUAUAUGCUAGCCGGCGUCUCUCGCCUUGCCUAGCUAGAUUACAACUUUGACUUGCUUCCACUCUGUCGUAUGAUCUAGGUACUAGUUUACUUGCUUAAUUAGCUAUAUAUAAAUGCACACAUUCUAGCUAGCUAGGUGAAGGCCAAGUAAGAGUAGGAUCCAGUGGAGUGUUUCCGAUGGAGGAGCUGUGGAAGGACAUGUCCCUGCCCUCCACCCCGGCCGCGCUGCAGUCAUACCACAUCCACUCCCCAGCCGUCGCUCCCUACCACGCCGCCGCCUACCUCGCCGGCCCGGUGCCACUGCCGCGGGGGCCCCCUUACACGGCGCUCACCCUCAGCUCCUCCGUCGAGUUCGCCUUCCCAGGUGGUGGUUCUUCUGGUAAGCCCACCGGCUCCACCUCCUCCAACGACUACUCCUUUGGCUUCCCCUCCGCCUCCGCCUCCGGACCCAAGAGCAGCAACAACAACGGAAAGAGGGUGCAGGUUAAUGCUCCGGCGGCGGUCGACCGGCAGCUUCGGAUGAUCAAGAACCGGGAGUCGGCGGCACGGUCGAGGGCGCGGAAGCAGGCCUACACCAACGAGCUGGAGAUGGAGCUGGCGCAGCUGCGCAGGGAGAACCAGAUGCUCGUCAAGCGCGAGCAGGACUUCAUCAACGAAAGUUCGGCGACGGCGGCGCAGGCAGUCAUCCCCGACUGCAGCAGCGGCGGCGGCGGCGGCAGGAGCAGGUCCAGCAGGCCCACUCUCCACUUCGAGCUCGAGCAGAGGCAGAGGUGCCGCUCUGCCCCGGCGCCGUGAUCGGCGGCGGCCAUGGCCCAACCACUGCAGCAGCAGCUCAAUUAUUCCACUAAUUAUUUAGUUAUAUAAAUGACUAGGCAAUGUAUUUGCCGGCUACUUGCAAUUUCGAUUGUCCGAGCAAGCUCUAGGAGUCCUGAACUAUGCAUGUGUAUAUAUAUGUAUAAUCAAAGUACGUAGCUAGUAGUAGCUUUGUUGCAAAAUUAGGCUAGUGUGUAAUAGCUCCUUAAUAUUGAGGUGAUGAACGAAUCAAUCAAUCGAGCUAUGCAAAUUAAUGGCA